UUAAAAUUUAAUUGUGUUACGGAUUUAUAUAGCCGGUCUUUUGCAGAUACGAUUGAUAGUUUAAAUUUUCGCGGUAGAGCAGGAGGUCAAGGCAGGAACAAUGGCAAUGCAGGCCGAGGGUAGACUGCAGCAUCCUCCCCGUAAGCACAGCAGAGCAGACGAGUCCACACCUGGCUCUUCAUCCAAACGUCCCACGCUGUUUGUCAGGGGAGAAGAUGAUUAUUUGCCAGGAAAUAUAGUUGAAAUUGAGAUACACAACUUUAUGACAUAUAAUCAUUUAAGGUCCAAGCCAGGAUCUCGCCUUAAUCUUGUUAUUGGACCAAAUGGAACAGGGAAAAGCUCUUUAGUAUGUGCCAUUGCCAUAGGCCUUGCUGGAGAACCCCAGUUGCUUGGCAGAGCAUCCAACAUUGGUGAUUAUGUGAAACGUGGUGAAGAAUCAGGAUGGAUAAAAAUCUCUUUGCGGGGCAAUAAGGCUGGAGAAACCAUUACUGUAACAAGAAAAAUAGAUAGACAGAAUAAAUCCGAGUGGCAGCUCAAUGGUCGAAUAGUGCCAAAACGGGAUGUCCUGGACACUGUUCACAAGUUCAACAUCCAAGUGGGCAACCUAACACAGUUUUUGCCACAAGACAGAGUUUGUGAGUUUGCAAAAUUAAGCCCUGUACAACUUCUAGAAGAGACUGAAAAGGCUGUUGGAGAUCAAGAACUUUCAGUGCAACAUCGUGCUCUUAUAGAUAAAAGCUGUUCAUUGAAGAGGCUUGAAAUAACUGUUAAACAGAAUGAGGAAACCUUGAACCAACUCAAGGCACAGAAUGCUGAGCAAGAAAAGGAUGUGGAGAGGGUUCGCCAAAGAGAGCAGUUGCUGCAAAAAGCUGAAUCUAUGAAGAAGAAGCUCCCCUGGCUCAAAUAUGAUAUGAGGAAAAUGCAAUACAUGGAGGCAAAGGAGAAGGAGAAGGAAGCAAAGCGCAAGCGAGAUGAAAUUGCAAGAGCAAUAGCAGUUCAAAAAAAUCCUAUAGAGGAAAAGAAACAACAGAAAUUGAAGCUUGAGGCCACAUGUAAGAAGCUGAACAGCAACAUAAGUUCAAACGAUAAAAAACGCAGAGAAAUCAUACAGAUGGAAAAUCAACUUAGUGUACAAGUUAGAGCAAAAGUGAGUGAAAUUGAAGAGGUGAAAAAACGAGAAGAAUCUCAACAAGAGAGGAUUGCAAGAGCCAAGGAUGAUCUUAGAGCUGCUGAAGCCGAGCUUGCACAGUUACCUGUAUAUGAACCUCCAAAAGAGGAAAUAGAAAAUCUUGGAGCUCGAAUACGGGAGUUGGAGGUUUCGGCAAGUGAAAGGCGAUCCUCAAAGAGAGAAAAAGUCAGUAUGUUGGAUCAAGAGAGAUCUACAUUGAACCGGUGUCUAGCCAGGUUGAAAGAUAUAGAAAAUACGAAUACAAGACUACUGCAAGCAUUAAAAGAUUCUGGGGCUAGCCAUAUAUUUGAAGCUGUAGAAUGGGUGAAAAAUCACAGCAAUGAUUUCAAAGAGAAAGUUUAUGGUCCAGUUCUUCUUGAGGUCAAUGUUUCUAACAAAAGUCACACAGCCUAUUUGGAAGGUCACGUCCCUUAUUACAUUUGGAAGUCAUUCAUUACCCAGGAUCCAUAUGAUCGAGACUUGCUUGUGAAAAACUUGAAACCGUUUGAUAUUCCUGUUCUGAACUACACUGGAAAUAGACUGACACAAAAUAAACCGUUGCCAGUAUCAGAUGCGAUGCACAAAUUGGGGAUUAUGUCAAGGCUUGAUGAAGUAUUUGAGGCCCCGUCUGCUGUGAAGGAAGUUCUAAUCAGUCAAGCUGCACUUGAUCAUUCGUUCAUUGGUUCGGAAGAAACCAACUGUAGAGCUGAUGAUGCAAACAAGUUGGGAGUCAUGGAUCUAUGGACUCCUGAAAAUCAUUAUCGUUGGUCAAGAUCUCGUUAUGGAGGGCAUAUCUCAGCAAGUGUGAAUCCAGUAAAUGGAUCACGGCUUUUUGCUUCUAAUGUGGAUACAAGAGAGGUUAAUGAACUUGCCUACAAAAGGAGAGAAUGUGAAGAGCAUAUUGCAAGAAUAGAUGAAGAUAUCAAGUCAAUAUCAAGUGAACAAAGGCAUUUGGAAGAUGAAGCAGCAAAUCUACAUAGGAAAAGGGAGGAUAUUGUCAACAAUGUGAGAUUAGAACGAAGAAAGCGACAAGAGAUGGCUAAUCGGAUAGAUCAACGCAAGAGGAAGCUUGAAUCAAUGGAAAAAGAGGAGGACUUGGAAACAACAAUAUCUAGGCUUACUGACAUGAUAGGCAAUUUAAAUGUGCAACGGUUUAAACAUGCAGUUGAAAUGAAGAAUUUGUUGAUUGAAGCUGUAUCUCUGAAGCGUCGCUUUGCAGAGGAACAGCUUACAAUCAUUGAGCUUGAUAUGAAGGUAAGGGAUAUGGAAAGGGAGCUUAGAGAACCGGAAAAGAAUGGCAUCCAAGCUCAACAAGAACUUGAUUUGUGCAAGGAUGAGCUUGAACGGUGCAAAAGACACCUUCAAAUUGCUAAGGAUGCUGCAGAAUCUGUUGCCAAGCUCAAUCCAGAGCUGCAGCGAGCUUUUGAAGAGAUGCCUGAAACAGUUGAAGAGCUUGAAGCUGCAAUACAAGACUGCACUGCACAGGCUAAUGCUGUCAUGUUUCUCAAUCCCAAUGUACUUGAUGAGUAUGAGCGGCGUUGUGAGAAGAUUAGCAGCCUGACUUUGAAAGUAGAAGAAGAUAAACUGGCACUCAAUAAUAUUUUAACAGAAAUAAAUAAUCUGAAGGAAACUUGGUUACCGACAUUGAGAAGUCUUGUCACGAGGAUCGAUGAAACUUUUGGAAAGAAUUUUCAAGAGAUGGCUGUGGCUGGAGAAGUAACACUUGAUGAGCAUGGUAUGGAUUUUGAUAAAUAUGGUAUUCUAAUCAAGGUUAAGUUCAGGCAAACUGGACAGUUGCAGGUACUUAGUGCUCAUCACCAGUCUGGAGGGGAACGAUCAGUAUCAACAAUAUUGUAUCUCGUUUCACUACAGGACCUUACGAACUGCCCAUUUCGUGUGGUAGAUGAAAUAAAUCAAGGAAUGGAUCCCAUAAAUGAAAGGAACAUGUUUCAGCAACUAGUUAGGGCUGCAAGUCAACCAAACACACCACAGUGUUUUUUAUUAACCCCAAAACUGCUUCCAGACCUAGAUUAUACGGAUGCUUGCAGCAUCUUAAAUAUCAUGAAUGGACCUUGGAUUGACAAACCAUCCAAAGUGUGGAGUAGUGGAGCGAAUUGGGGAACUGUAACAGAAAUAAUGUCACGGCAAUCAUGACUUUAUUCUACUAUGCUGUAUUCUUAGAAAAUGUAAGAAGUUUAUGGAUUAUUCAGUGCAUUCUAUUUUUCUUCAUAUUAAGCAUACAACGAAGAUCCCUGUUCUCCUGUAAUUAUUAGAACAUUUUUCUGUUGGUAUUGAUAAUAUAGAAGAGAUUCAUGAGAUGAAUUGAAUGAGAAGUUUAUGUAAAGAAUUUAAUAUCUGAUCAGUAAUUUUCAACUGUAUAUAUUGUUGUCCGUAUUUUUGUAUUCACAAAAAUGGACAACCCCUUUAAAUUUUUUUGUUAAAAAAUGAAAAUUUUUACUCUAA
Molecule: messenger RNA, 3631 nt
Organism: Cryptomeria japonica (Japanese cedar)
Lineage: Eukaryota; Viridiplantae; Streptophyta; Pinopsida; Cupressales; Cupressaceae
Product: structural maintenance of chromosomes protein 5
Exons: 30
Coding region: 101-3322 (1073 amino acids)
Biological process (GO): double-strand break repair via homologous recombination
Cellular component (GO): Smc5-Smc6 complex
Molecular function (GO): ATP binding; ATP hydrolysis activity
Source: RefSeq, a predicted model, not a curated record